This is a messenger RNA of Rhipicephalus sanguineus (brown dog tick), 6138 nucleotides long. Its product is annotated as Golgi-resident adenosine 3',5'-bisphosphate 3'-phosphatase. Gene Ontology annotation, molecular function: 3'-nucleotidase activity. The record is from RefSeq and is a predicted model, not a curated record. NCBI's taxonomy places the organism in Eukaryota, Metazoa, Arthropoda, Arachnida, Ixodida, Ixodidae. Bases 308 to 1300 code for a protein of 330 amino acids. Gene Ontology annotation, biological process: phosphatidylinositol phosphate biosynthetic process. Gene Ontology annotation, cellular component: endomembrane system. The transcript has 5 exons.
GGCCAUGGCUGUCAGCUGCUCGAAGCGAAGCCUCCCUGAAAAGUCACCAAUAAAAAGCGUCAAGCUAGCGAGGUCAUUUUAACGCAGGUGUGUCGCUCGCUGCGGUGUUUAUGGCAAGCACGUGGUUUCGGCGUCGUCGUGGCUGUGCGCCGGCUAUGACCCAACGGAGCACAUCGAGCGCCGUCACGCACAGCUGCAUCCGCAUCUCCGUGGUCUGAGUACCGUUACCACACCACGUAGAGUACUUACGCUACCUCUACUUCUACUUCUCCAACGGGACGCCGGUAGCGUGUGCGCGUCGUUCGUAAUGGCCUGGCUGGCGCUACGAGGCAGCGGCCGGAUGGUGGUGGUCCUAGCCGCCGCCGUCUCGCUUCUCGUGCUGCUCUACGUGGCGCGCAUAAGGACUUCGCGGCCCGCCCUGGUGAGCCUCAGGAGACUUCUGGACGCAGGCGUGGCGGCUGCCGAAGCGGGAGGCGACGAAGUGCGACGCGUGCGCCUCAGCAAUCGGCUCGCGCAGCAGAGCAAGGGCAAGACACGCGAAGGCGCCGACGACCCGCUCACGGCGGGCGACCUCAGCUCGCACCGCGUCAUGUACGGCGGCCUGUCGGCCGCCUUUCCGGGACUCUCGAUAAUCUCCGAGGAGCACGCUGAAGGAGAUCACGAUGCAGCCGACAAUCUGCUGUCGCGAGUACGCACUCUGGGAGGCCUGAUAGGGGACGAUGUCCUUGUUCCAGCAGAGGCCAUCACGAUGUGGAUUGACCCACUGGAUGCCACCCAGGAGUACACAGAAAACCUACUGGACUACGUCACCACCAUGGUCUGUGUGGCUGUGCACGGCUCGCCAGUGAUUGGCGUCAUACACCAGCCGUUCCUUAACAAGACAACUUGGGGCUGGGUCGGCCACGGUAGCAACGUCAAUUCGCCCGCCCAGCGUGAUGAGUCCGAGGCUCACACGGUUGUGGUGUCGCGAUCUCAUCCUGGCGAGGUGCAGGCCCUGGCCAAGAAGGCCUUCGGCUCGGAGGUCAAAGUGGUGCCAGCUGGAGGUGCAGGCUACAAGGUGCUGCAACUCGUGGAAGGCCACGCCGACGCGUACCUGCACAGCAGCGCCAUCAAGAAAUGGGACGUGUGCGCGGGCAACGCCCUGCUUGCCUCGCUGGGAGGUCACAUGACCGCACUUGAUGGCACGCCCUUGAGCUACAGCCUAGAGGCCAAGCCGGUACACCUGGGAGGCCUCCUGGCUGCCCUCAGAAACCACGGUCAAAUGCUGGACGCUGUGCGCAAGGCUCGUGCGAAGGCUUGAGGCCUCCUGGACAGACACCGCUACGUCAAGCAAGCUGGUAGGCAGCUAGUCUGCUGCCGGCAGGCAACGCCACGUAUCAAGUUUCAUACCAAAAUUACUAGGGAGUAACUUAGUUAAGCAGAAUACAUAGCGCAGAAACGAGCACAGGACAAACUUUCAACAAAACUUUUAUUGCAGAUCGUGCGCACAUGUAAACACAGUAUCUGAGACUGCAAAAAAGAAGGAAAUGUACAGGCUGCAGAAAAGAGAAAGAGUUAUGCCACGCAUGAACUACGCCGAAAAUUCAAGUUCCCUCUUUAAUAACACUAUUGACGGCAUACUCACACACUCAAUCACCUGCCCGUGCUGUUUCAAGUGCUUCGACUAUCUCCCUCAUUCUGUCAUUGUCUUGUGCGAAUUUCUGCGCUAUGUAUUCUGCUUAAGCGAUGACAAACCAACGCGUCCAAAUUCCAUCUCUUCUCAGUAAUUUGGCACUGCGGCAAUUCAGCUACCACGAGAACGAUGCGUAGUACGUAGAUUUGUUUGAAGUUAAUCGGUGCAAAGAGGAUGGUAAAGUGGCACGGAAAGGAGUCACGUGAACAGGAAACAUGAACAUGUUCACGGCGAAAGAAAACACCAACCACUACAUGGCCGUGUCCGUGUUUUCUUUCGUUGUCCAGUCUUUCCUGUUCAUCCUGACAAUAUAAGCUCGAAAACACAGGCAAAAAUUGUCAAGAUGAAUUUAUUCCAACUAGGCCGACUCGCAGAUAUUGCUUUCCUGUUCAUAUCUCUUCUUUCUGUACUAUUUAGGGCUUCUUUUCACCCAAUGUCGCAUGCAACUAGCCCAUCAAUUUUGCUAUUUUAAUGUUUAUAAUGUUCCUUCUUACAACUAGAGUUAUCAUGCUCUAUCUUUCUACAUUUCCAGCCAAUCAUAUUUGUUCGAGUGCGUGAACACCUGCUCACGCGUGUAAUCAUUACAAAUCACUGCUUUUAUGACGCGAUGCAUUUUUGUUGAGAAUAACGUAUUUGCGACAUCACAGUCACUUGAAGCGAGAAGGGCAAAGCUUGGGCAAAUCGACGUAGCACGCAUCAUUGCCAGGAUGGCUCGACUACCAUAUCUGUGGCUCCUGGAGGUAGCAGCGCAAAACUUUUUUCCUUUAGCAAUUUCCGUGUGUGACUCCCAGUGCCAAAGGAGUGGUAGCCUUUGAAAUGGGGACCCGGUAUUCAGGUUGCGAGGUUCAUUUAGCAAAAGGAACCUCAAAGCAGUUACUAUAACGCAGGCGUCAGUACUUUUGGGGAUUCCAGUCUUUCGUUCUGUCCCUGUGUUGUCUACAGGGCUGCUUUCGAGCAAUAAACAGAGUCGCCAGCUUUCAGCUUUCUCCCAAUACUACGAGUAAAAUUCAACGAAAAAGAAGCUACGUCUUGGACUUUACGCUUUUUAUGUGCACUUCAAUAUGUGCAACGGAGGUUUACAAGCAGAUAGAAAAAGAAAACAAACAUGGGUAGGAAAGUUCAGUAGGAUCUUGGCAAAGCAAGGAACAGCUGCCUCUGUUUUGCAUCUUUUGCAUAUUGUUGCUGCGCGCCUGCGAAUCUGUCUCAGUAAAUGAAACUCAUGUUAAAUGGGAACGCUUCUUUCAUUUGAAACGAUCUUGCUGUACUCCCGUUUGCAAUCGGCAGUUUUGUGUCUGCAGCAACGUUAAAACUGUCAACUCCUCUGAAUUAUAGAUGCAAGGUGUAGUGUUAUAAUUAUUUGCAUAACAGUGGUGUUGAAUGACUACUUCAGUGUUUCAUUUCAAAGAUGCUUUUUUUUUUCCUUAUGUUCAGAGACAUACUUUGGAACUAUUUGACAUUACCUUACUCCAUCUGAACUAACUUCUCAGAACAACAGGUGUUUCGUUUGUAUUAUGAGACGUUCUGAAUUGAUCAAAAGACAGUGUCAUGUGGAAAAAUGCAAACAUAAUAUCUCAUUUAUUCGUGCUCUUAUUAUUUCUUAUUAUUUCGAAUACCAAACAAAGUCAGAUGCACAUUUAGCUUAGUGAAGGUUUGGGGCGUGUGUUUGUCUUUUAAAAAGAAUUUUUAAAUACAGUUACCUGUUAAAGACUGCUUUCUCUGCACAACUGGCGUAAGGCAUUUACCCACCUGCUACAGUAAGGUUUCCUAGGACCCUGUUGUCCCGAUGAAAUUAAGUUAGUGCCAACAGUAAGCACUGCAUUUUGUGUUGCUGUGGGUGAUGCAUCUUCAUUUGAAUGAACUUGCGUGGCCUAGAGCAACUUGUAGAUCGCUCUUUGACGGUGAACCCCUCAGAGGGUCGUUGUCUAGUCUGUGCUAGCCGUGGCCAGUGUAAAGUUGGUAAGUGUGACCUACUUUAACAGAAGACUUGUGUGUAUUAACUUGGGACAUGAAUUCAACUCAGAACAGAGAGUGUUUGCUGGCUGGUUGGUUGGUGACAGAGGCGUUUCCACGACAUAUUUAGACUGUUUUAGUAGUGUGUAUGUACGCUAAAGUCUUAUGUACGCAGCACAAUGACAUGUCGAUCGACAGGUCAUACAUGUGCAGUAUGUAGCAUCACACAUGUACGUUACAGGUACAGUCACGAGCAAAAGUCUAGAGACCGCGGCAUCAACAAAAAAAUAAAAUUUCUUCAAGCGGAGUCGUGAAACCUGGAAUUGGCUAGUCAAUUGCACUUGUAGAACAGGUGUGGGUAGGCUGUAGCACUUCAGCCUGCAUAUCUUGACAGCAACAAAAAAAAUAACCUUUUCGCAUCUGUGGUCGACCUUUUGCUCGCAGUUGUAUGCCGAAUAAUUAUUCGUGUACAGAAUAAUGCACGCACAGUACUAAUUCUGAAUUUUGUUCUCAAGACACAGGAGUGCCAUCUGAGGUGCAGCAGUUAACUAGCAGUUGGGUUCAGUGAAAAUUUAACUGGCUACAAAGGGCACUUUGCAGGGAGUUAUAGGGCUGUGCUAGAUUCGUGCCCAGUGUUUACUUAGACGCGAGUGGCUCUGGUGACAUCACUUAAAAGUGCGAAGGUAGUAUUGUAGUGUAUUUGUAAUUAUCUACUGUAUUCAUCUUUGAACUGAAAGCAAAUACUGUGUCAUUCUUUAUGCAUCAGAGUGCGUCGUCACUCAGUUGUGGAAUAUGAGCCAUGUUCUGUGCGUUUGAGGUGAUACAAGUGCUGUCAUUGCUCAUGAAAACAGUGACUGCCAGUUUCCACUAUACCAUCUGUUUUACCCUUUUUUACAGUUAAUAUAUUUUUUCUUAAUCGUGUGUGGCAGAUAGCACAGCUCUAACACCUCAGCUGAGUUGCUCAAACAGAUGGACAUUACUUUUGCGAGGAAUUGAAAUGUGUAUAUUCCUAAUUUGCAGUGUCCACUAAUGAAGUAAUUACUAAUUGGCACAUACUUGAACUAGCAGAGACAGUUGGGCGAGUUGGUGCGAAUUCGUAUUUGAAGAAAGUGUGAAAAAAAAACCCACAACACUGAGAAACGGAGGGGACAGGACAGUGCACCCAUCCUGUCUUCUUCGUUACUCUGUGUUGUGGUUUUUCUUACGCUUUCUUCAAAUAUGAAUUGGCACAUGAACAUAUAGUGAGCUCUCAACAUGCUUAGAGCAAUCGUUUAAUGUGGCACCAGUUCUGAGAUGAGCUCCUUCAAGGUAUGACGAAAUUAACUGGCGUUUCACUCGCCUUUUUAGCAAAACACCUUUUUAAUACAUUGCAGGACGAAAAUGCUAACUUGAAAACACGCACAUUUAUUCACAAAAUUUUGGAUUGCAUGCUUCAAAAGUGGUGUUAGCAGUUGCAAUGUGUGCCUUAAAGUAAUAACUUGGAAAGUGAAUUGGCAAAGUAUUGCACGUUCUUCAAAUCAUUUUAACCUCUCGUGCAAGUAAUGUCUAUAUCUUCGGGCGAUUCAGCUCCAGGAGUCGAAAUGUGCCGUUUCCACUUGAAAUUUCUCAAAAUUCUGUGGAUUCUUAAAAAAAUACACCCUCUAUGUACAUAUAUGUGCUCGUGCACUUGGAUCACUGCAUUGUAUCGCACACAUUUUUAAUGUGCACAGCAAGUGAAAGAUGAACCCAAGGAGUUAAGAUCUUGCAGCAACUGGUAGACAAGAAGCCAUCUUUACCUUUUGAAUGCUCAGUAAUGGCUUGCGCAAGUACGAGCUUUUCUUGGUUACUGUGCUUUUGUUUGUGAAAUUGUGCAGCAAAAUGCAAAGGACAUCUUUUUUGUUCUUGUGAUAAGGAGAAAAUUUCAGCGUAAAGUAAUUGUCUGCAGUAAUAUACGUACAGUAUCACACAUUGCAUGGCAGCAUACGUGUACUGCCAAGUGCUCAAAGUGUUGGAAUGUGACUGCGUACCUACAGCACGUGUGAACUUCUCUAAUGGGUUCCUGUUUCACGAUUUUGCCACAUGGGUGCAUACGCAUUUUAUCAGUUUUAACAACUCAAGAAUAAACUUGCUGUAUAAAGGCAUAUGACAUCUUUAAGUUCAAAGUAUGUAUAUUUAGUUGAAUAUUGCCAUGGUGUUGGUGUGUGCAAGAGUGUUGUUAAAUGUGAUUAAGAAACACUGUACUGCGUGCAUUAGUAGUCACUGUUCAACAUCUCCCAACAUGUGCAAUUCGUAGUGUGCAUGGUGUUACGUUCAUGUCAGAUUUUUUAGACGCUCUUGGAAACUGUGCUUGCUUUGGCCUAUACGCCCCAUACAACAGCCACAGUAACAAUAACGGGGUGUUCUCUUAGCAAUCUCGUGGAAGUGUAGCGAUUUUGUAGAUAUAUUGUAUGUACAACGAACAUUCAGUGCUCUUUUUUCCUUUUGUGAUAUGUUUGUAUCGCUGUCACUCUUGAUUAAAGCUUUUUGUUUGCAUUAUA